This is a messenger RNA of Orycteropus afer afer, 1530 nucleotides long. It is a transcript of the gene CCZ1, whose product is annotated as CCZ1 homolog, vacuolar protein trafficking and biogenesis associated. The record is from RefSeq and is a predicted model, not a curated record. Gene Ontology annotation, cellular component: intracellular membrane-bounded organelle; Mon1-Ccz1 complex. Gene Ontology annotation, biological process: vesicle-mediated transport. NCBI's taxonomy places the organism in Eukaryota, Metazoa, Chordata, Mammalia, Tubulidentata, Orycteropodidae.
ACGGCGCACGAGGCGGAAGUGCAGGUUCCUCGCGGCUGCUGUCUCUGGGCGGGCGGAGGGAGGCUCCCGAGGCGGGGGCCGGGCCGGGAUGGCGGCAGCCGGCGCCGCGGCCUGGGCGGCCCAGGAGAAGCAGUUCCCGCCGGCAUUGCUGAGUUUCUUCAUUUACAACCCGCGCUUCGGACCGCGCGAGGGAGAGGAGGAAAAUAAAAUUUUGUUCUAUCAUCCAAAUGAAGUAGAAAAGAAUGAAAAAAUUAGAAAUGUUGGAUUGUGUGAAGCUAUUGUACAAUUCACAAGGACCUUCAGUCCUUCAAAACCUGCAAAAUCUUUGCAUACACAGAAGAAUAGACAAUUCUUCAAUGAGGCAGAAGAAAAUUUUUGGAUGGUCAUGGUUGUUCGGAAUCCUAUCAUCGAAAAGCAGAGCAAAGAUGGAAAACCAGUUGUUGAAUACCAAGAAGAGGAGUUGUUGGACAAGGUGUACAGUUCAGUGCUACAGCAGUGCUACAGCAUGUACAAGCUUUUUAAUGGUACGUUUCUGAAAGCCAUGGAAGAUGGAGGUGUCAAGCUCCUAAAAGAAAGAUUAGAGAAAUUCUUCCACCGGUAUCUGCAAACGCUGCAUCUACAGUCCUGUGACCUCCUGGACAUUUUUGGUGGAAUCAGCUUCUUCCCAUUGGAUAAAAUGACUUAUUUGAAAAUCCAAUCCUUUAUUAAUAGGAUGGAGGAGAGCUUGAGUGUCCUCAAGUACACCGCCUUUCUCUAUAACGAUCAGCUGAUCUGGAGUGGAUUAGAGCAAGAUGACAUGAGAAUUUUGUACAAAUACCUCACCACGUCACUGUUUCCAAGACACAUUGAACCUGAGUUGGCGGGUCGGGAUUCUGCAGUUCGGGCAGAAAUGCCAGGGAAUCUCCAGCACUAUGGAAGGUUUCUUACCGGACCCCUGAACCUUAAUGACCCAGAAGCGAAAUGCAGAUUCCCAAAGAUUUUUGUAAAUACGGAUGACACUUACGAAGAGCUCCAUUUAAUUGUUUAUAAGGCCAUGAGUGCAGCCGUGUGCUUCAUGAUUGACGCCUCCAUACAGCCCACGUUGGAUUUCUGCCGAAGACUGGACAGCAUCGUUGGGCCUCAGCUCACAGUGCUGGCAUCUGACAUUUGUGAGCAGUUUAACAUCAACAAGAGGAUGUCUGGGUCUGAAAAGGAGCCCCAGUUCAAAUUUAUCUACUUCAACCAUAUGAACUUAGCUGAGAAGAGUACCAUUCAUAUGAGGAAAACGCCCAGCGUGUCGCUUACGUCCGUUCAUCCGGAUCUCAUGAAGAUUCUGGGCGAUAUCAACAGUGAUUUCACAAGAGUGGACGAAGACGAGGAGAUCAUCCUGAAGGCAAUGAGUGAUUACUGGGUUGUUGGGAAGAAGUCUGACCAGCGGGAGCUGUAUGUUAUUUUGAAUCAAAAAAAUGCAAACCUGAUUGAAGUAAAUGAAGAGGUAAAGAAACUCUGUGCAACACAGUUCAAUAACAUCUUCUUCUUGGACUGACUGAU